UCGUGCUCGCAUGGCUCACUUGCUUGCUUGCGUCGCAAGCACCGAAUUCGUAAUUAGAUUUCGAAGAUCGAAGCGGUGGUCUACUUCACGAGCAAUUCGUUCUCUGACGGGCUGAGUUUGGAUUCAUCCAGUGAGAGUUUUGGUGAUGAGCGGAUUUUGGAUGUUGGGUCGCAGGUGAAUUUUGGGAACUGAAUUACACGGCCAGUUCACGAGAUGGGAUUGAUUAAGAGCACUUUCCAUUUUGCUGGAGGCGCUUUGGUCGGUAUUUACGUGGCGCAGAAUUACAAUGUGCCGCAGGUCACUGGCCUUGUCAACACUGGCUUGGCUAUUGCCAAGCAUUUUGAGGAGCAGUAUCGGAAGCCUUCGAAUUCCAAGCCCGAGGACAAACCCUAAUUACUUUCUUCAAUUUCUCCUUAAUCGAUCUCUUCAGUAUCCUGCGGGGAACAUCCACGUUUCGGUACAGUGAGUUGCAAGAGGGCAUCAUCUGUUUCAGGAAUAGUAUAAGCCAGACUUUAUUUCUGAUUUGGAUCAGUUGAGCUGAGUUUGAACAAUAAAUACAAUGGGUUUUUGUGACUGCAAGACGCUAGCGACUUACUGGAGUUAUGAUGUAACUGGUAGAAUUCUUUUAGAAAAGAUUCUUCUGCUGCAUUCCAAUUUUCUAGAAUAGGCUAGGGAUUCCCAGUAGCCAAGUUACGGGAUGGUUCUCAAACUAAGUGUUCGUAAACUUGGGGGUGCACUUCCAAUGCUAGCAAUGCUGCUGUUGCUAGUGUCUUGAUUUC
Messenger RNA from Physcomitrium patens, 779 nucleotides. RefSeq lists its product as uncharacterized. The record is from RefSeq and is a predicted model, not a curated record. Lineage: Eukaryota; Viridiplantae; Streptophyta; Bryopsida; Funariales; Funariaceae.